GGAAGCAAUGCGAAAUUACCUGAAGGAGAGAGGGGAUCAAACAGUGCUAAUUCUCCACGCCAAAGUUGCGCAGAAAUCAUAUGGGAACGAGAAAAGGUUCUUUUGCCCUCCUCCAUGUGUGUAUCUCAUGGGCAGUGGAUGGAAGAAAAAAAAAGAGCAAAUGGAGCGGGAUGGUUGCACUGAGCAGGAGUCACAGCCCUGCGCCUUCAUCGGGAUUGGGAACAGCGACCAGGAGAUGCAGCAGCUGAACUUGGAAGGAAAGAACUAUUGCACUGCCAAAACCUUGUACAUAUCAGACUCAGACAAGAGAAAGCACUUCAUGUUGUCGGUGAAAAUGUUCUAUGGCAACAGCGAUGACAUCGGUGUGUUCCUUAGCAAACGGAUCAAAGUCAUCUCCAAACCUUCUAAAAAGAAGCAGUCACUGAAAAAUGCAGACUUAUGUAUUGCGUCAGGGACAAAAGUGGCACUAUUUAACAGACUUCGAUCCCAAACAGUUAGCACCAGAUAUUUGCACGUGGAAGGUGGCAAUUUCCAUGCCAGUUCACAGCAGUGGGGAGCAUUUUACAUUCACCUCUUGGAUGAUGAUGAGUCAGAAGGAGAAGAAUUCACAGUGAGAGAUGGCUACAUCCAUUACGGGCAGACGGUCAAGCUUGUGUGCUCAGUCACUGGCAUGGCACUCCCAAGACUGAUCAUUCGCAAGGUAGAUAAGCAAACAGCAUUAUUGGAUGCAGAUGAUCCAGUAUCACAGCUCCACAAAUGUGCAUUUUACCUUAAAGACACUGAGAGAAUGUAUUUGUGCCUUUCCCAGGAGAGAAUAAUCCAGUUUCAAGCCACUCCAUGCCCAAAAGAACCAAAUAAAGAGAUGAUCAAUGAUGGAGCCUCUUGGACAAUCAUUAGCACAGAUAAAGCAGAAUACACCUUUUAUGAGGGGAUGGGACCGGUGCAUGCUCCAGUGACACCCGUGCCUGUUGUAGAAAGUCUUCAGUUGAAUGGUGGUGGGGAUGUAGCAAUGUUGGAACUUACAGGACAGAACUUCACUCCAAAUUUACGUGUCUGGUUUGGAGAUGUGGAAGCUGAAACCAUGUACAGGUGUGCCGAGAGCAUGCUGUGUGUGGUGCCGGACAUCUCUGCGUUCCGCGAGGGCUGGCGCUGGGUGCGGCAGCCAGUGCAGGUGCCGGUGACCUUGGUGCGCAACGACGGCAUCAUCUACUCCACCAGCCUGACCUUCACCUACACACCAGAGCCGGGCCCGCGGCCGCAUUGCAGUGCAGCCGGCGCCAUCCUCAGAGCCAACUCCAGCCUGAUGGCCUCCAGUGACACGAACCCCAGCAGCGAGGGGGGCUACACGAGCGUCAGCACGAACCCUGCUAGCGUCACCUCCUCCACAGCCACCGUGGUCUCCUAACUGCUGCUGUCUGCCUGGACUUCACUGCAUCGGAAGUGCUCCGCUCAGCAGA
Indicator indicator is the source of this 1457-nucleotide messenger RNA. It is a transcript of the gene RBPJ, whose product is annotated as recombination signal binding protein for immunoglobulin kappa J region. The coding region runs from base 8 to 1405 and encodes 465 amino acids. The record is from RefSeq and is a predicted model, not a curated record. Gene Ontology annotation, biological process: regulation of transcription by RNA polymerase II; Notch signaling pathway. Gene Ontology annotation, cellular component: MAML1-RBP-Jkappa- ICN1 complex; nucleus. The transcript is spliced from 9 exons. Gene Ontology annotation, molecular function: RNA polymerase II cis-regulatory region sequence-specific DNA binding; DNA-binding transcription activator activity, RNA polymerase II-specific. Lineage: Eukaryota; Metazoa; Chordata; Aves; Piciformes; Indicatoridae.